Messenger RNA from Peronospora matthiolae, 618 nucleotides. Lineage: Eukaryota; Oomycota; Peronosporomycetes; Peronosporales; Peronosporaceae. The record is from the annotation of a GenBank genome assembly.
AUGGACCUGAAGGAGGUCCCGUUCAAUGUGCCGGUAAUACUCCAAUCGAUGUGCACCGAAAAAAAUCUGCAAAAUCCUAUCGGGUCCAAGAGUGCUCGUUGCCAGACGGACAAUCGCGACAUAUACGAGCACGUCAUUCUGCACCAUGUUCGUGACGACAAGGUCGCUAUCGAGUCUCGACGCAACGGCCGCUUCUUGCAAGUGCGAACGUCGGGGGAAUGCGUGUUCGAUCCUACGGAACCUGGUGAAUGGGAACUUUUCACCAUGGAGACAGACCUGGAGUGUUCCCUUUUCUUUGUGUCAUGCCACACAGGAAACGUCCUCCAAUGUGUCGAUCCCGGUGUCGUCCAGUGUGCAGAUCAGAAUCGUAAGAGUUGGAAAGCGUGGAGGAUCGUUGAGCCCCGCAGCACGGCUACCACCUCCCAGAUGCAGCAAGAGCUGAAUUCACGCUAUGCUCUGGCUAAUAAGGACCGCGUGAACUUGGUGCUGGAGCUUGCAAAGUGUGGUAAAACAGUGGGAGAGAUCGAGGAGAUCUUGACAAGAUUGUUUGACAAUCUAGCCGCCACAACAACUUCGGGCUCGGCAGUCGCUGUUUCAGUUACAAAGCAGUCGACAUGA